This is a messenger RNA of Anopheles funestus (African malaria mosquito), 2994 nucleotides long. It is a transcript of the gene Mcm7, whose product is annotated as DNA replication licensing factor Mcm7. Lineage: Eukaryota; Metazoa; Arthropoda; Insecta; Diptera; Culicidae. The record is from RefSeq and is a predicted model, not a curated record. Gene Ontology annotation, cellular component: nucleus; MCM complex. Gene Ontology annotation, molecular function: ATP hydrolysis activity; ATP binding; single-stranded DNA helicase activity. Gene Ontology annotation, biological process: double-strand break repair via break-induced replication; DNA replication initiation; DNA strand elongation involved in DNA replication. Bases 156 to 2309 code for a protein of 717 amino acids. The transcript is spliced from 3 exons.
ACCGUCGCUAGUGAUGGCCGUCUCAUGUACAACCGCUCCACGGAGCGGACUUUCAACGGAAGCAUCAUCAGUUUUGGCGCGCUCUGAACAAGCAAUCAUAAUUUUCUCGCUGUGUCCUCUAGUUUUUGGCGUUAUAUUUCGAUAAAGUGAAUAAAAUGCAGCGUGAUUACGCCAAAGAUAAAGAAACGAUCAAAUCCUUCCUGGCGGAGUUUUACCGCGAGGAAGACGAUGGGAAGAAAAACUUCGUUUACGCACGCCAGCUAACAAAGAUUGCGCAUCGCGAGCAGAUUCAGCUUAUCGUCGAUCUGGACGAUUUGCUAAGCUACCGGGAUGAGGUGGCGGAAGCCAUGCAGAUGAAUGCCCGCCGCUAUGUGAAGCUGUUCUCCGAUGCCGUCUUUGAGCUGUUACCGUCGUACAAGGAGCGCGAGGUGAUGAACAAGGACACACUGGACAUCUUCAUCGAGCAUCGGCUAAUGAUGCAGGGCCGGCUGCACAAUCCGACUGAUGCACGCGACGCACGGAACAACAUUCCGAUGGAGCUGAUCAAGCGGUACGAUGUGUACUUCAAGGCACCGAGCAUGGCGAAGGCCCUAUCGAUCCGUGAAGUGAAAGCGGACCAAAUCGGUAAGCUGGUGACGGUGCGGGGCAUUGUGACCCGCUGCACUGAGGUGAAGCCAAUGAUGACAGUCGCGACAUAUACGUGCGAUCGCUGUGGUGCGGAAACGUAUCAACCGGUAACGUCGAUGAGUUUUAAGCCGGCGAUCGAUUGCCCAUCGGAGGAUUGCCGAGUGAACAAGGCGGGCGGUCGACUGUACCUGCAAACGCGUGGCUCAAAGUUUGUAAAGUUCCAGGAGGUUAAGAUCCAGGAGCACAGCGAUCAGGUGCCUGUCGGUCACAUUCCACGAUCGCUUACGGUGAUGUGUCGUGGGGAAACGACACGCUGUGCCCAACCGGGUGACCAUGUGGUCAUUACGGGCAUUUUCCUGCCCAUCCAGAAGACAGGCUUCCGGGCAGUUGUUUCCGGAUUGUUGAGCGAAACGUUUGUCGAUGCACAUCGGAUCGUUUGUUUGAACAAAUCGGACGAAGGGGAAUUGAACAAUGAGCUUACGCAGGAGGAAUUGGACGAGCUUGCGAAGGAUGAUUUCUAUACGCGUAUCGCCAGCAGUCUAGCGCCGGAGAUUUAUGGCCAUUUGGAUGUGAAGAAGGCACUGCUGUUGCUGCUGGUGGGAGGUGUUGAUCGCAGUCCGGACGGUAUGAAGAUCCGUGGUAAUAUCAACAUCUGUUUGAUGGGUGACCCCGGUGUGGCUAAAUCGCAGCUGCUGGGAUACAUCGAUCGUCUGGCUGUGCGUAGCCAGUAUACCACUGGUCGUGGAUCAUCCGGCGUAGGUUUGACGGCAGCCGUCAUGAAGGAUCCACUGACGGGCGAGAUGGUGCUGGAGGGUGGCGCACUGGUAUUAGCUGAUCAAGGUGUGUGCUGCAUCGACGAGUUCGACAAGAUGGCGGACGAGGAUCGUGUAUCGAUUCACGAAGUCAUGGAACAGCAAACGAUCUCGAUUGCAAAGGCCGGCAUUAUGACGUGCCUGAAUGCGCGUGUAUCCAUCCUAGCUGCGGCCAAUCCUGCCUACGGUCGGUACAAUCCUCGUCGUACGAUCGAGCAAAACAUUCAGCUGCCAGCUGCGCUACUUUCCCGGUUCGAUCUUCUAUGGCUCAUCCAGGAUAAGGCAGAUCGGGACAAUGAUCUGCGCCUAGCAAAACACAUCACUUACGUACACAGCCACGGUAAACAGCCACCGUCCCGCAUCAAGACACUCGAUAUGGCUUUAAUCCGACGGUAUAUUGCACUGUGCAAGCGCAAGAUUCCCGUAAUCACACCGGAACUGACGGAUUACAUCGUUAACGCGUACGUGGAGUUGCGCCGUGAGGCACGCAACAGCCGUGACAUGACGUUCACAUCCGCGCGUAAUCUGCUUGGCAUUUUGCGCCUCUCAACCGCAUUGGCUCGACUUCGGUUGGCCGAUACCGUCGAAAAGGAUGACGUGAAGGAAGCGCUACGGCUGCUUGCCAUGUCGAAGGAUUCACUGAAUCAAACCGAACAACGUGACACACACGUGCAAAACACUUCGGACAAGAUAUUUGCUCUCGUGCGCGAACUGGCCGGUGACAGCAAGACGGUAAAGGUGGCCGACAUAAUGGAACGCUGCACGACCAAGGGCUACAAACCGGACGAGGUUGAUGAGUGUAUUGAAACGUACGAGGAGCUUAACGUGUGGCAGGUCAACCAGACGCGAACGAAAAUUACCUUCCUCUAAGGCGCCAUUGCAAUUUGUGUUCUACUUCCGUUUCGUAUUGUUUUAUCCUUUACUUUAAUGUUUUUUUUUCCAUUUUUUUAUUGACAUCUUGGAUAUUCGUCUUUUUUCAUGUAGUUCGUAAAAUGUCUCAUUUUUUAUUGAUAAGAAAUUUUGUGUACCUUGGUAAAGUGUGUUAGGGAGAGAAAAGGGAGUAGUUUCAAGUGUGUGUAUGUGGGCUUACUUUAUUUUACCAUUUUUUUUUUAUUGAAACUGCACGCCCCAAACAGUAUAAGUUAGGAAAUGCAUCUUCGUUUCUAAUGAAUGAUUUAAUAAACGAGUAAAUGUGACGAAAAUAAGAAUGUUUUGUUAGAUUUGUGGAUCGUACCCGAAAUGAAGGACAACUGCGAUGGAGAACGCUAGUACGCUUCAAUAUUUUCCAGAUGGAUUUUCUAAGGACCGUAGAUCGUGACUGAAGCAAAAUGAAACAAAAGAUCUCUUCACACAGGCUUAUAGAAUGGCUUAAGUUCUUAAUUUCGCUCUCGAUUUAGUUCGGAUAAUCCAUUUUUUGUAUUCCACCUGGGUAAUAGUAGCAUGACCAAUCUGAUUCGUCCUUCAACUAGGAUCACUGUCUCCCAUAUACAGAAGAAAAUCAAAACCUGACUAGAAAAGCUAGCAGGUGAUUCGAGAGUUCGAAUAUUUAGAGAAU